Mycena indigotica is the source of this 948-nucleotide messenger RNA. RefSeq names its product putative lipase class 2 protein. Gene Ontology annotation, molecular function: lipase activity. NCBI's taxonomy places the organism in Eukaryota, Fungi, Basidiomycota, Agaricomycetes, Agaricales, Mycenaceae. Gene Ontology annotation, biological process: lipid catabolic process. The record is from RefSeq and is a predicted model, not a curated record. The transcript is spliced from 4 exons. Bases 19 to 948 code for a protein of 309 amino acids.
CCACAACUUCUGACAACGAUGCGUCUGCAAAACCUUGUCCUUCUUCCUUUCUUCGUCUACUCUGCCUCUGCUGGCCUGAUUCCGAAAAGCGUCUUGGAGGCGCGCAACCAGAUCUGGGAUGCUAUUGUUGAGCUGAGGCUCACAGGAAACCCCCCUAACGACUUCGCCUGCCGAUCGAAGGUCCACCCGAACCCGGUGUUUCUUAUCCAUGCGUUGUCAGCCAACCCCGGCAUCGACCUCAAUCUUCUCCAGGACGACAUGAAAAAGAAGGGGUACUGCACCUACACGUCCACAUACGGCGCUCACACACUCAUGCCGUGGAUCGGUGGCCUGACUUCCAUGCAAAGCUCGGUCAAAGACCUCACCGCAGACAUCCUCUCGGUGCUCGCCAAGACCGGCGCAAGCAAGAUCGACCUUGUUGGCCAUUCAGAGGGUGGUGUUAUGUCCCUUUAUGCCCCAUUGAAGAGCCCGCAACUCGCCAGCAAAGUUGAGCGCAUCGUCGCGCUCGGCCCGGCUAUGCACGGCGCGCAAUACUUUGGCCUGACCAACCUGUUCUACAAAGACGGCCAAUUCUCGCGCGACAUCGCAAAGGGUGUUUUGGAUUUCCUUGGCUGCCCAGCAUGCGACGAUAUGGCCACCGGUGGCGCUGUGUUCAAGGAACUCGCCGCGGCCAGCCAGAAAUAUAACGGCAAGCCUGGCUCAGGCAUCGCCCCAGCUGGCGCGAAGACCACCAUCAUCAUGUCCCGCUCCGACACCCUCGUCGCUCCCAAAACGAGCAUCGUCAACGAGACCGGCGUGAACAACAUCUUCGUUCAGGACUUCUGCCCUGACGACCCUGUCGGUCACGGUGGCCUCGCCUGGGACGACUCUGUCUGGUCCUUGGUGUACAACGCUCUUGAGGAGAACCCCAAGGGCCCGAUCAAGUGUGGCAAGGGUCUCCGUUUCUGA